AGGUGAAAGCAAGCCAUGUCAAAGAAUUAAGAAGUCAUGGAUGGUUUUGAUGUGGACGAAGGGUUGGAUGAUUUAGGCCAACGCCCUAAAAGGAGACAAAAGACAAAGAAGAAAAUGCUGCUAAAGAAAUCUGCAGAUGAUAAGGUGGUGGUAAAGGUGAAUAGGUUUGGUGUUCAUGCAGGUAAAGAAUGGACAUAGCUGACCAAUUAUAUUGGUGUCUUAGUGCGGGAUCAUGUUUCCAUAGUGCAUGAUGAAUGGAGACAUGUGGCAGUUAAACUUAAAGACCAAAUGUGGAAUCAUCUUAAGGAAUUGUUCGUGUUGAGUGAGAAUUCAAAAAAGCAUGUCUUAGCUACUAUGAGUGUAGCUUUUAGAAAUUUCAAAUCUGAGUUGCGAACUAACUUUAUCUAUCAACAUGAGCAUGAGCUGUAGAAGUUAGCAUUACCUCCCGCGGAGUACAAACACAUUUCGAAGAAAGAAUGGAAAUUAUUUGUGAAGAAGACUUUCUCCGAAGAAUUUGUGGAGAAAAGCAAUAAAGCGAAAGAGCGCCGAAAAAAGCACAAGUUGAACCAUCGAUUGGGUUGUACUGGAUAUGGAGGCUUGCUUUUAAAGAAGCAAGAAGAACUUGGAGUCAAUCUGGAAGACAUUGAUCGUUGUGAUACGUGGUUGCUUGGCAGGAAAAAAAAGAUGGGACCUAUGAUGAUGAUGUCAAAGAAGUGGCAAAUGAAAUAGAGGACCUGAAGCGCAAAGUACAGGAGGGGUCGUUUGUGCCUAGUGGGGAUACUGAUGUUCUUUCCACUGCUCUUCAGAAAAAACCCAAUGGAAGUAGAGUUCAAGGGUUGGGACACUUCAUAACCCCAACGCAAUACUUCCACAAGCCAAAAGAGACAAGAACUGAUCGCGAAAAGGAGCAUGAGAUGUGUGAGCAAAGCUACAAGAUGAUGGUUAUGAAGUUUGAAGAAAUGAGGACACAAGUGUCGCAUGCCAUAAGUGAAAUUGGAAGUUCAAGUAUUCCCAACAAAUCUCCUAUUGUAAAGGCUGCUGAAGAGGUAGAUCAACAAAAACUUACUCCGGUGAAGAGACAUCGUGUUACUGUCCACAGGAGCUCGCCCCCACAAAGCUCCAAGAAUAAGGAGUGGAAGUCAAAUGAGAGUGAAGAAGAAGGAGAUACAAAAGGAAAGCGAAAGGCAACUGAAGUGCCAGAAGAACAAAAGUUGACUCCCCAGAAAAAACAUCUUGCAGCAGUUUCAAGAAGGUCCCUGAGAUUCAUGCAAAUGAAGAAUCUUCCCGAGGAGAGUGUACUUAGGGCAGCUAACAACACAUGCAUAAGUGAAGCAUCAUGAGAACAGGUUGUGAGUGAACUAGGUGCUACUAAAAUAAAGGUGC
Molecule: messenger RNA, 1383 nt
Organism: Cuscuta europaea
Lineage: Eukaryota; Viridiplantae; Streptophyta; Magnoliopsida; Solanales; Convolvulaceae
Source: the annotation of a GenBank genome assembly